UUUAGUCAACCUGUGUUAUUUGAAAUAACUAUGAAGUUGCUUUUUUUUCUGGGUUUAUUUAUUUUAUCGUCUUGCGUGGCCUAUCCCAAUGCCAUUCCAAAUGCAAGCGCAGUUGCUGAUCCUAUUGCGGAACCUGAAGCAAAACCUGAAGCUAACCCGGAAGCCGAUGCCAAUGCAGAUCCAGAAGCUUUGUUUUCAAAGGCUUUGAAAAAAUUUAAAGAGAAAGUGAAGAGUUCCACAUCUAGCUUUGGCAAAAGCAUAAGUAAAAAAUUAAGUUUUGGUAAGACUGAUAAAAAAGAAAAUCCAAGUAAGUCUAGUUUACUUAAAAAAAAGUCUGCCACAAUCGAAAAGAAAUCUACUCAUGUUAAAAGCAAUGAGAAUAAUAAAAAAAUCGUUCAUAGUAAAAUUAGUGCUAUGAAGAAUAAAGGCUUUCCCUCCAAAACCGAUAAAACGAACAAAAAAUCUAUUCUUAGCAAAUCCAAAACAGCUUCAACAAGACGUGAUGAAGUAAUUGAAAAUCCUCAUCAUCUCGAAUCGAGUAAAAAAAAUACUAAAAGUAGGAGCAGUGAUUCGGAUCAUCCCACUAAAAAAUCUAAAACAUGGAUUGCGAUGACCAGUAUAGGAAAUUUUCUGAAAGAUGAAAUGUCAGGGCAUUUAGGGAAUAUAAUUGAAGAUGCAGCUUCAACAAUGAUACAUGGAAGGUCAUAUAAUGGGAGAAUGAGCAUGAAUCAUGCUGAUUUUGGUGCGGAUGAUGAAGAUAUUCCCAAUUAUGGAGAUGAUGAUGAUGCCAUUAGUGAAACCGAAGAUGAUGCUACCACCAAUGACGAUAACGACGAAUCGAGUGAAGACGCGAAUCCCGAAGAAGAUAAUGAUAACGAUGAUGAUGAUGCAGACUCGGAAGAAAACUUAAUUCAAAACGAUUGUUCUAAUUUUAUUCUGCAAGUGCCAGAUUAUCAAGAUGCUGAAGAUAAGUUAUUGUGUGAAGCAGUAAUUAAUAAUCAACCGCAACAAGUUGAAGACUGGAUGAAAUCUAAUCUAAUAAAGAAAUCACAGUAUUUAGGUGUCUUACUCUGGACAUCAAUAGCUAAACAUUAUCAAAGAGUUUCAACUUUGCUGGUAGAAAAUGGUGCUGAAAUUCAUCAAAAAUUUUUAAAUAAACCCUUGAAUGAUCCCACUCGAUCAUUGUUGCUUUGGGCUAUUUAUUGGAAAAAUAGUUUUGCAGUGAAUCUUUUAUUGAAAAACAAUAUUGAUGUCAAUUGUGAAAACCAACAAGAUGGAAUAGGAGCUCUUUAUUUUGCAAUCAAAUCAGAAGAGCUUGACAUUAUUUGUAUCCUUUUAAAAUAUGGAGCUGAUGUAAAUUGCAGGGAUUUUAAAGGAAACUCAAUACUGCACAUAGCUGUUCAAACUAACAAUGUUGCAGUUAUUAAAGAAAUUUUGAAACGAAAACCAGAUUUAAAAGCUAUCAACAAUUUAGGUCAAAAUGCUUUGCACAUUGCUACACUAGGUGCAGAUGAAAAAAAUAAUGUAAUAAUAACUCUUUUAAUAGAGGCAGGAGUAGCUAUCGAUGGUUUGGAUUGUCAGAAUGAAACACCAUUGCUUUAUGCCAUAGGCUUAAGAAAAAAUAAUAUGGCAGAAGGGUUAUUAAAAUAUAAAGCUGAUGUGAAUUUAAAAAACUACUAUUCACCGCUGUUUUUAGCAAUAAUAUUAGAAGUAUCUCCAAGAGUUAUAAAUAUUAUUUCCUCACAGGCUGAUAUAAAUGAAAAAAAUAUUGAGGGUGAUACAGUACUGCAUUAUGCCUGUAAACAUAAUAUGUCUAGUGGAAGACUCAAAUUUUUACUCAUAUUAAAAGCUGAUGUCAACAUUUUUAAUUCACAAGGAUUAGUCCCUUUUUCUUUAUUAACGAACUUGAAGUCAGAGCAAGCAGUUACAAUGGUAGAACAUAUAGCUAGUUUGAAACUAGAGAAUAAAUAUGUUCAUAAAGAUAAUUGGGAUAUAAUUUUUCAUAAUGAAACUUUAUUAGCAUUAUAUAACAAUUAUCUUUCAAGAAAUGAACCUAAACUUCGUUAUAUACAACGUGAAGUUCGAAUUAAAAAAUUGACAAUGGAAGCGUUAUUGAAAGCUGUUAAAAAUGGCAAUAUGAAAGAAGCAAAAGAAGAAAUUGCAUUAAUGACAUCAGUGUAUAACACUUUGAUAGAUAUACCCGUUAGAGAAGGAGAAACAGUUACAACAGCUUAUACAGUUCUUCAGAAUGCAGUCCUUAAUCGACACAUUACUAUCGUAAAACUUCUGUUGGAUGGUGGCUGUUAUCCUAAUCCAAUUCUAUCUUACCAAAAAUUAGAUUCAACGCCUUUAUAUAUUGCCACUAGUAAAAAAUUUUUUGAAAUAUCAGAGAUGUUACUUUCCAAGGGUGCCAGUGUCAUCGAACGCCAUUAUCAGACUGGUCUUACUCCAUUACAUCUUGCUGCUGAGAAACGAGAUUAUCGACUGCUCUUAUUAAUGCUCAAAUAUUGUCAAAAUAUCAAUGUUACAGAUAAUAAAGACAGAACAUUGUUCGAAGCCUUCAUAAAAAAAGCUCAAGAUUCUAGUAUCGACUAUGAUCCUGUGAGAUUUAUUGAAGUAUUUGAAAAACUUAUUAGUAAAGGUGCCGAUUUGUGUUGGAAAAAUAAGUCAAAGCAAACAGUGUUGCAUUUGUCAAUAUUACUGGAAGACAAAAGUAUAUUUUGUAAGUUGAUAUCAAUGUCAAAAUUAAAGCAUUUAAUCACUGAAGUUGAUAUUGAGGGCAACACAAUCCUUCAUUCGUUAUUAAAGUCAACACUUGGAAAUUCAUUAAGUUCAAAUGAAGACAACAAUGUUGACAUUUUUUUCAAACUCAUUGAGAAAAGAAUUCCAAUCGACAUAUCAAAUAACAAGCAAGAAACUCUUGCUCAUUUAGCUGCUAAAAAUAAACAUUUUAAAAUAUUAAACAUUAUACUGAAUCGUUCGAAUGAUGUGAAUGCAUGGGAUCAAACUGAAAAUACAGUUCUUCAUUAUUUAUUGAAUUACGCAGAUACUUUGCCGGAUUCCUUAACUGAAGUUUGGAAAAAGUUAGUAAUGAUUAUAUUAUCAAAACAGGGAAAAAUUGAUAUUAAAAAUAAAGAAGGCAAUUCACCUCUACAUAUUGCUGCCAAAUCUAAAAAUCUAGACAUUCUAUUUACAAUGAUUAAAGAUGGAGUUGGAAAUAUCAAUGUGGCAGAUGGAGCUGGCAAUAAUAUUCUGCAUCUAUUUCUACUUAAGGAAAGUGUUGAUCAUCAUGUUAUAAAAAAGCUUUUGGCCCAGGGUUUAAAAAUUAAUGCUGCUAACACAAAUGGAAAUACUGCUUUACACUUAGCGGCUGAAAAAAAUUCUUACAAGUUGAUAGUUAUUUUGUCUGAGUUCAAGCCACUAGUAACUUUAAGAAAUUCAUCAGGAGAUACCCCUCUUCAUACAUUACUUAAAGCAAGGAGUAUUGACAUGGAUUGUGUUGAAUGGUUCUUAUCUAUGGGUGCAUCUGUUGAUACUCCGAAUCAUCAUAUGGAAACACCAUUGCAGUUGGCUAUUUAUGGAAUACAUAGUCAUAAUCGUAUUGAUACACAAAAAUAUAUAAAAGCGUGUUUAGAGUUUCUAAAACGUUCAGAAAAUGUAGAUACUCACAAAAGUAAAGAUGGGUAUACAGCAUUUCAAUAUUUAUUUAUUGGGGAUACAAUUGAAGAAAAUGUAUUAUUACCUGUUGUUGUCAGCAUGAUUCACAAAGGUGCAAAAGAAAGUUUGAGUAAUAGUAGCUUAUUUAAUAUGGUAUGUAAAAAAAAAUACCUUAAAAUUAUGUUGCUUUUACUGAAAAAUGAUAUCGCUGUCAAAUCCAGUGAUAGAAAUGGUAAUGUUUUGCAUUAUUUAAGUGAGUUUGACAACGGAGAUUUUGAAACAAUGAAAUUGAUCGUUGAACUAUGCAUGCAACGAGGUUGCGAUAUAAAUAUGAAAAAUAAAUUUGGAUUAACACCAUUUCAUUUAGCUUGUGAAAAAGGAUGUUUAAAUGCUGCUAAAGCAUUAAUGGUAAAUAAGGCGAAUAUUCAUUGUACGACUGAAGAAAAAGUGACUCCAUUACAUUCAGCAGUUACAAGUAUGAAUAUUGAAAUUGCUAAUCUUUUAUUUAAGUAUGGAGCCGAUCCUAAUGCCCGUCAAUACGAUGAUCGUACACCACUUCAUUUGGCAGUAUAUCACAAAGAUUCUACCUUAAUCAAGUUACUUUUUGACAAUUUUGCAGAGAUAAAUCAUGUAGACCAAUAUGGGAAAACAGCCUUACAUUGGGCUUGUAGUUUUGACAAUAUUGAGGUAGCAAUGUCAUUAAUUUCAUUUGGAGCAGAUAUUACUAUUAGAGACGCAAGUGGUAAAACUCCAUAUGAUAUUGCUAUUCAAUUUACUACAAGCCCAUUACAUAAAUUAAUAGCUAAUUGUAAACUUGCUUUACUUUGUUCCAAACACUCACAAAUUAAUGUAAAUCCUGAUAAUCAACAAGAUCUAGAAGCAUGCAAAAGAGAGAAAGACAAUCUUAAAAGAAAAAUGAUUGAUCGACAUACUUCAGUUUUUGAUUUGUGUCAUGCAGAUGAAAAUAAAUUGUGCAUCUACUCAAACAAUUUAACUUUAAAAGAAAUUUUACAGAAAUCAGAACUCAUGAAAAGAGAUUAUCCUAUGUUUCGAGCUUUGAUAUACUCAAAGUUCUUUAAAGGUAAACGAAGACGACAGCUUCUUGAAAUGGCAGCAACAUCUCUGCAAUGCAUGGUUAAAAAAAAUAUACCAGAUUUAUGUAGUGAUAAAAUAUUUGUUACUUUAUCAAACGAAGAUCUUUUAAAUGUUGUGAGAGCUAAUUCUAUGAUUAUUAGCAAGAAACGAAAAAUUAGACAAGAUGAUGGUAAAUCCAAGAAAAGGUGCAUUUAAAACUUGACUUGUUUUGUUUUGUGUGUUGAUAUUAUCUUUUUGAUAUCCGUUUUAACAUUUAAUGUAUUAAUUAAUUUUUUCGUUCAAUUUCAAGUAGACUUGCGUAUUCUCAUUCAUUCAGUGUUUAAUGAAAAAUUUGUAAAACAAAUUGUGGUUGUUCACAGUGUGCAUGUAUAUAAAG
Messenger RNA from Trichogramma pretiosum, 5128 nucleotides. RefSeq names its product serine/threonine-protein phosphatase 6 regulatory ankyrin repeat subunit B-like. Lineage: Eukaryota; Metazoa; Arthropoda; Insecta; Hymenoptera; Trichogrammatidae. Gene Ontology annotation, molecular function: protein binding. The transcript is spliced from 7 exons. The coding region runs from base 31 to 4947 and encodes 1638 amino acids. The record is from RefSeq and is a predicted model, not a curated record.